AAUCUUUCUUCCUUGUACACCCACACCAUUGUUGUUGUUCGUUGUUGUAAUUGUUGGGGGGUUCAUCCAGAAAGAAAGAAGAAUGGCUACUUCCUCCGUUGCUGCUACUUCAUUUCAAACCUUCAGAUUGAGUACCAGAAACUUAUUAAUAUCACAUGACAACCUGUGCCAUUUUGGCUCAAACUCUUAUGGAUGGAAGUCUUCGCAUCUGGCCGAGACUUGCAAGUCGGGCAGGGCAGUUCAUAAAUCGUUCAGGGGUUAUUCGGUGGUUACCCCGAUGGCUCUCGCAGCAAAUGCCAGCCAAGAUACGGAUGACAUGUAUGAUGAUUUGUUCAAGAAAUAUGGCAAGGUUGUGUACAAAAGGAACGACCAAACGUCUCCCAUUGCAGAGGUCGAUGAUGAUGCCGAAUGUUUGGCUUUUGCUGUGGCAUUAGCAAAGAUUGCGAGUGAUGUCAAGGCAGCAGAAAUAAAACUCCUCUUUGUAAAACCUCUGGUCUAUUGGACAAAAUUCUUCCUCAUCACCACUGCGUUUUCUAGACCUCAAAUUGAUGCCAUCCGGACUAGAAUAAAUGAUCUAGCUGAGAAACAGUACGGGAAAUUUGCAACUGGAGAUACGAAAGCCAAUUCAUGGACCUUGUUAGACUUUGGUGAUAUAGUUGUGCACAUAUUUCUUCCGGAACAGAGAGAACUUUACAACUUGGAAGAGUUUUAUGCCAAUGCAACUCCCAUAGAGCUACCUUUUGAAAACCAACAAAACUUUGGCCGAUAAAAGAUGGCAGUUUAAAGCAGAUGAGGUGUUGCAGCCUUCCAUGAGAAAAUAAUUGAAUCCUUGUAGGGGAACAGAUUUUUUCAUGUGUAUGAUCAAAUGGAAUGCUGGUGCUGGAGAGAACAUCUAAGGUGUAGAUUAGAAGGUCAUCCGGAUUGUCUUGGUUGUAUUUUAGUGUAAUCAUAGGGAGAAAUCGACCGAAGUUGGACCAAGGAUGAAAUACUAAGUGAAAUAUGGUUUCUCUGUAAUGUUGUAUGAAAGCAUGACUAUCAUUUUAAGCUAUAAUCAAUAUCUUCAACCGUGGAUUCGUGGAA
Messenger RNA from Erigeron canadensis, 1080 nucleotides. Its product is annotated as protein Iojap, chloroplastic. NCBI's taxonomy places the organism in Eukaryota, Viridiplantae, Streptophyta, Magnoliopsida, Asterales, Asteraceae. Gene Ontology annotation, molecular function: ribosomal large subunit binding. The record is from RefSeq and is a predicted model, not a curated record. The transcript is spliced from 6 exons. Gene Ontology annotation, biological process: negative regulation of ribosome biogenesis; negative regulation of translation. The coding region runs from base 83 to 769 and encodes 228 amino acids.